AUGACCGUCGUCGCCGCCGCCGCCGCCGCGCAGGAGCUGCCCGGGCACGGGCAGACCGUGUGCGUCACCGGCGCCGCCGGGUACAUCGCGUCGUGGCUCGUCAAGCUGCUCCUGGAGCGGGGCUACACCGUCAAGGGCACCGUGAGGAACCCAGGCACGCGCACCAUCCAGAUUCAAGUUCAUAAUGAUCCGAAGAACGCGCAUCUGAGGGCGCUGGACGGCGCCGCCGAGAGGCUGGUCCUCUGCAAGGCCGACCUCCUCGACUACGACGCCAUCUGCGCCGCCGUCGAGGGCUGCCACGGCGUGUUCCACACCGCCUCCCCCGUCACCGACGACCCCGAGCAGAUGGUGGAGCCGGCGGUGAGGGGCACGGAGUACGUGAUCAACGCGGCGGCGGACGCCGGCACCGUGCGCCGGGUGGUGUUCACGUCCUCCAUCGGCGCCGUCACCAUGGACCCCAACCGCGGUCCCGACGUGGUCGUCGACGAGUCCUGCUGGAGCGACCUUGAAUUCUGCAAGAAAACCAAGAACUGGUACUGCUACGGCAAGGCGGUGGCGGAGCAGGCGGCGUGGGAGAAGGCCGCGGCGCGCGGGGUCGACCUCGUCGUGGUGAACCCAGUGCUGGUGGUGGGGCCGCUGCUGCAGCCGACGGUGAACGCCAGCGCCGCGCACAUCCUCAAGUACCUCGACGGCUCCGCCAAGAAGUACGCCAACGCGGUGCAGGCGUACGUGGACGUGCGCGACGUCGCCGCCGCGCACGUCCGGGUCUUCGAGGCGCCCGGGGCCUCCGGCCGCCACCUCUGCGCCGAGCGCGUCCUGCACCGCGAGGACGUCGUCCACAUCCUCGGCAAGCUCUUCCCCGAGUACCCCGUCCCAACAAGGUGCUCUGACGAGGUGAACCCACGGAAGCAGCCUUACAAGAUGUCCAACCAGAAGCUGCAGGACCUUGGCCUCCAGUUCACCCCUGUCAACGACUCCCUGUACGAGACGGUGAAGAGCCUCCAGGAGAAGGGGCACCUCCCGGCGCCGAGGAAAGAUAUCAUCCUCCCAGCAGAGCUGGACGGUGCAACGGCGUGA
Triticum turgidum subsp. durum (durum wheat) is the source of this 1077-nucleotide messenger RNA. The record is from the annotation of a GenBank genome assembly. Lineage: Eukaryota; Viridiplantae; Streptophyta; Magnoliopsida; Poales; Poaceae.